Molecule: messenger RNA, 3880 nt
Organism: Peromyscus californicus insignis
Lineage: Eukaryota; Metazoa; Chordata; Mammalia; Rodentia; Cricetidae
Gene: Dnajc28
Product: DnaJ heat shock protein family (Hsp40) member C28
Exons: 2
Coding region: 257-1408 (383 amino acids)
Source: RefSeq, a predicted model, not a curated record
CGGAGCCUGUCGCCCCCGGGUUCAACGGGCGGGCGUCGGUAGGUGUUUGUCCUCCGUCCCCGGGGGUAUGGCUCUCCCGGCUGAGGGAGGCCGCCUGUCGCAGUGAGGUAUGACCAAGGGCUCCGCAGGGUAGCGCGGCAGAGGAGGCCGGGACGGAGGGGGCCGAGCGUGCUAGCGCAGAGGCGCAGCGGGGGCCGCGAGCCGCUGAGCCCACAGCGGGUGAGUGAAGACCAUUGCUAGGAAGAAUUCCGAAUCAAUGAUGAACACAAUGAGCAUGAAGAUGGCUCAGAUCUUAAGACCACAUCUAAUGAGCACUUCAUUGCCUCCUCAUGGGGUAAAAAUGCUUUCAGAUCCUGGAUCUAGGAUGCUCUCCACCCAUAAAUCCAAGAAGACGAUCAAGGAAUAUUACAGGCUGCUGAACCUAGAUGAGGGAUGCUCUGCAGACGAUGUUAGGGACUCUUUCCAUAAGCUUGCCAAGCAGUAUCACCCAGACAGCGGCUCUGAUAAGGCUGAUUCUGCAACAUUUAUAAAGAUCGAAGAAGCUUAUAGGAAUGUGCUUUCCCAUGUCAUAGAACAAACACGUGCCAGAGAGAACAAAGCUGAAGACACAGAAGAAGAAGAGGAAAAAUUCAAAUAUAGAACACCUCAGCACCGACAUUAUUUAAGCUUUGAAGGCGUUGGCUUUGGGACACCAAGUCAACGAGAGAGACAGUACAGACAGUUUAGGGCAGACCGUGCAACGGAGCAGGUGAUGGAAUACCAAAAGCAGAAACUCCAGAGGGAGCACUUUGCUAAUAGCAUAACUGUCCAAGACGUAAGACAGAGCAAAGAACGAAAGAUAACUCAAGCCAUCGAGCGCCUGGUGGAGGACCUCAUUCAGGAGUCGAUGGCAAAAGGAGACUUCGACAACCUCAGCGGGAAAGGAAAGCCUCUGAAGAAGUUUUCUGGCUGUUCGUAUAUUGAUCCCAUGACUCACAACCUAAACAGAAUAUUGAUAGAUAAUGGCUACCAACCAGAGUGGAUUCUGAUGCAGAAGGAAAUCAAGGAUACCAUCGAGCAACUUCGAGAAGCACUUUUAGUGUCUAGGAAGAAGCUCGGUAACCCGCUGACACCCGGGGGCCAGAAACAGUGGAACCAAGUGUGUGAGCAGUUUCAAGAAGACAUCCGGAAGCUAAACAAGCGGAUCAGUGACUUCAACCUGAUUGUUCCCAUUCUAACCAGGCAGAAAGUCCAUUUUGAUGCCCAGAAAGAAGUGACCAGAGUCCAGAAAAUGUAUGAGGCCUUCACAGAAGCAAAAGAAAUCACAGACGAAAACCCAGCUGACAUUAACCAGGAAGAAGAGAAAACCCCCGGAGUCAAGACGGGCUUUCUAAACUGGGUGAAUCUGUGGAAAUUCAUUAAAAUUUGACCCUUUUGAUGUUCACGGUCAUUUACUGCUCUGGUCAGUUUUGAGUUGCCCUGACACCAGAUGUAGAACCUGAUUGUUAUGCCUCAGGGACUCAAGAAUUGUGUGCCUUUGUAGUUUUCAGAGAACUAAUCAUACCCCUUUGUAGUUUUCAGAGAACUAAUCAAACCGCAAGAAACCAAGUCGAGAGAAAAUUCAGUCAGUAUUGCUAUAAGGAUGUAGCAAGAAAAAGAUCCUGCUAAAGGAAAGGUCAAUCCGUCAGGCGAUGGGUAGGACUGAGACUCAGAUCUGUGACCCACACAGGGCAUUCCUGAAGCCUCGGUGCUCUUUGAAACUCUAGGGACUUAAAGGUUGACAUUUUUUCCCCCAGUUUUUCUUUUUGGUUUUUCGAGACAGGGUUUCUCUGUGUAGCUUUGCGCCUUUCCUGGAGCUCACUCAGUAGCCCAGGCUGGCCUCGAACUCACAGAGAUCCACCUGCCUCUGCCUCCAGAGUGUUGGGAUUAAAAGUGUGAGCCACCACCGCCCGGCAAGGUUGACAUUUCUAAACAUAGGUAUUUAAACAACAAAACCAAAAGAUGUAUUUUUGAAACACAAAACUGAAGAAGUUCUAAGUUGUAAUGAGAUUUAACCAACUAAAGUCUCCAAAUGAAAUUUAAUAAUCUCAAGAAAAAAAAAGGGGGGGGGGAGCUGGAGAAAAAGCCCCUGGGGGGUUAAGAGUGCAUGCUCCUUGCUGCCCUUGCAGAGGACCAGAGUUCAAUUCCCAGCACCCAUUUCAGAAGGCUCACAACUGCCUGGAACUCGAGCUGCAGGGAUCCAGUGCCCUCUUCAGGCCUCUGCUGGCACCUGCAUGUGUGUGCACAGGGCACACGCACGAGCGCGCGCACACACACACAGAUAUACACACACAUAAAUAAUAAAUUAAAAAUCUCCAGCUGACAGGUGCUUUUUGUAGUUUGCUACUGUGUAUCCUGAGCUUAUUCAAGCUCCAAACUGUUGAAAGGCUUUUGGAGAUCUGCUGGAUAGACGAUCAUUGAAGGUCAGGAAAUAGCAUAUUGGGACUCUUGCACUUAAAAAGUCCUUCCCUGUGGGCACUGGACAAAGAAAACACUGAGCAAGUACAUGGGCUAACCUUUAGGAUCCAUUGGCUAGAGAAGUUAAUCGGUUAAGCUAGUUGAUUAAAAAGUUCUAAGAAUAGCCAGGCGGUGGUGGUUCACGCCUUUAAUCCCAGCACUCGGGAGGCAGAGGCAGGUGGAUCUCUGUGAGUUCGAGGCCAGCCUGGACUACCAAGUGAGUUCCAGGAAAGGCGCAAAGCUACACAGAGAAACCCUGUCUCGAAAAACCAAAAAAAAAAAAAAAAAAAAAAAAAAAAGUUCUGAGAAUAGGUUUCAAUGCUAAAGAGUCUGAAUAUAUUUUUGUAACUUUCAGAGGGGGCAAAUGUCCCUAAGGUCAAUGCAAAGGUAAGGGUUCACAUCUAGUUUGUUCUCUGAUCACAAGUUGAAAUGCUCGGUUUCCACCAACUUUCCUUAAGCCCCACAGUGUCCUAAACCAGACUCCCCAGAGACUUUCAGCAACGUAAGAACCCUUAGUUACUGUCUUGGGGACCCAGCUUCCCAUCUUGGGGACCCUUUGAUAAUGAGGUAUCUGAAGUUUGUUCCUUGCCAUCUUUGGCAAGUGACGGACUGACAAGAUUGUUUAUUGUUCCUGUCUCCUUAGAAAACCUGGGGCUCUCGGGCGUGGCUAGUUGCUUUUGAGCACAGUAUUGGGUACCUAGGAGGAUGCCGAGGCAGGUGGAGAGGAACCAGUCCAUCUCCAGAGAGCAGAGAGGUGGGAUUCGGAAGAACGGCUCCCAACGCUGAUUUGGGGCCAACAAAUCAUUCUGGAAAGAUUGUAACGAUUAAAACAAACCUACAUCCUCAGAAGGAAGAUGGGGCCUUUCUGCUUCAAUGAUCAGCCACUAGUUGGCACAAUAUGUGAUUUCUUUCUUUUAGUUGGAGUUAUUUGGCUUCUAAGAUGAUAGUAAUAAAUAUAUAUAUACAUACAUAUAUACAUAUAUAUGUAUAUAUAUUACUAUAAAUGAAAUUGUCAACAUGAAAUAUGGCUUUGUGAUAAGAGCUAUGGUUCUAGAUUUUUUUUUUUUUUUUUUUUUUUUUGAGACAGGGUUUCUCUGUGUAGCUUUGGCGCCUGUCCUGGAUCUCACUCUGCAGACCAGACUGGCCUGGAACUCACAGAGAUCCGCCUGCCUCUGCCUCCCGAAUGCUGUGAUUAAAGGCGUGCGCCACCACUGCCCGGCCUAGUUCCAGAAUAUUUUAGAAGCCUGUUUUUCUGUGACUCUUGUUAAAAAAUCGAGUUUGGAGUAAACAUGACUGAAAUAAUUUUCAGCACUGUCCAUGAGAAAGUGAAUUUACAAGAGAACUAUUCUAGCCCCGUUCACUUUGUUCACCAGUGUCUAUAUUAAUAAAGUUACGUGAAUGAUCA